Messenger RNA from Dioszegia hungarica, 1047 nucleotides. RefSeq lists its product as uncharacterized. Bases 1 to 1047 code for a protein of 348 amino acids. The transcript is spliced from 4 exons. The record is from RefSeq and is a predicted model, not a curated record. Lineage: Eukaryota; Fungi; Basidiomycota; Tremellomycetes; Tremellales; Bulleribasidiaceae. Gene Ontology annotation, cellular component: nucleus.
AUGCGCUCUCAUGCACACGUCAUUCGUGCCGCCAAUAGAGCUGGUACUCGAGUACCGACUCUGCACUGUGACUGGGCGGACGGAGACUCGCCCAUCACCUCUCCCGAUGUACCCCUCAAGCCCGUCGCCAAGAAAAAGGUGUCUGGUAAAGGAUCAGCGGAAAAGGAAAAGGCUAGGAGCCAGGAGGACGAGAGAGAGACGUUGCUCGCAAGGAUCGCCGAACUCGAAGGCCGACUCGCUGGUCUGACCCCUCCAAGUAGCGGCGAGUCAUCAACCAGUUCUGACCCUCCGCCCAAUCUGAACUUUGACUUUUCUUCCUACUUUUUGGUCCCGAGCGGAUGGCCGAGGAAUCUCCCGGCGCCAUUCCAAGUCUUCUUUGACCAGGUCCCACAAGCUCCCCGUAUCCUGAACCGUGCCAAACUCCUCGCUCGCCUGCAUCUGCCCCCGCACCACCCGUCCUUCCCUCAUCCAGCCCUACUCCACGCCAUCUCUGCCUCGGCAGCGCCUUACACGGCUUGGGUGAACUCGGUACCCCUCCACGCGUUGGAAGCGGGAGUCAAGGCCCGCUUCGCCCGCGGCGAAUCUCUCGAAACGUUCGAGGACUUUGCGCUGGCCCAGGCCGAGUCGGCUCACAGAGCAACCCACCAGACCAACCAAAUCUGUCAAGUGGGAUCUCCCGACUCGGUGUUUGAGAUCUUCCAGGCCGAGAUUCUCCUCUCGGACGUAUGGAUGUGUCGAGGAAUGUUUCUGAAAGGCUGGGUCAACGCAGGGAUAGCUACGCGAUACGUCAAAGGUCUCGAACUCAUCAAUCGGAAUUUCCCCAAGCGAUACAAGUGCGGCAUCCUCCCCGCCCCGGCCAACGCCGUCGAUCGCGAGGAGCGCUUGGCGAGUACCUGGCACGUAUUCACCAGCGAGGCGUUCUCUGGCGUCUCUCGGUACUGGCCGAUGAGUUUGGACGACAGAGAGCUUUAUUGCCGGCUGCCUGGCCCCGGUGGCGAGCUGGAAAAUCCGCAAGACGCCAAGGAUCCGCAAUUGUAUACAAAGUAA